AUGGCUGUUUUCAAGUACCUUGAUCCUGGGGAGAGAGGUGAGAACAUUUCCGUCUGGCGAUCUUCCACUGACAUCACAUCUGAUUAUAGCAAGGACCAAACAGAUGAAUUAAAAACGAAAAAGGGGAGAGCUAGAUCUUGCCUUAACUAAAGAUUACAGGGCCACUUUUCUAGCUACUCAUAUUGGAGUGGUCGUUGACACGCCAUUUGAUUCAAAGGUAUAUCAUUCAAAUGGUUCGUUGGCUCACCAGUCGAUUCCAAGGUAUAUUAUUCAAAUAGCUCCAUGGCUCAUCGGCUUGCCAGUAGAUUCCUUGGUCUCACCACCAAGCGAAGUUUCCUUGACUGUUUUGAUCAUGCAGACAAGCAUGUAAGCUCUUGUAACUCCCAUAAAAAGCUAGCGUAAUACGUUUAGUUUUUAUAAACAUACGUUUCUGAGUCCCAUCCGAUGGUUUGAAAAACUUUCAGUGGUAGCAAUAAAAAAGCCAAUACUUUGUAUAAUACCCCAAUUGUGUCUCAUCUUCUCAGCCACUCCUUGAAGCAAAUGAUCGAUGCUUGGCUCAUAGCAAAGAUUUCCGUAUUGCCACUACUUAAUUACGCUAACAAUAUCCUCUUUAAUAUCCUUCAUAAAGCACGGAUAGAGCAAGACUCAACGACAAGUGACAUACAGCUGCUAUGCAAACUAUGGAGUGGAGAAUCCACAUCCUACCAUUUAGCGACAGAGGCUACACAAGAAAAUGAUUCCUACACCGCGUUCUCCGUACUAGGGAAGGAUCCAAAAUGAAGCGAUUCUUAUUUUUAGAAUGGACAAAGACCAUGGUUUUCUAGAUCACUUCUUAAUUACUGUUCUAAACGCGCAGAAGCGGUCACUGGGACAAGAAGAAGGAACCCAUUAUCUCGCAGACCUUCCCCUACAAGAUUUCGUGUCACUCUUCACAGCAAUCUACACUGCCCACAAGAACGUCACCAGAUCUUAUACAUUGGAUCCUGCCACCGCACAGCUACAUAAGUGCCUUAAAACCAAUCAUGUGAACGAGGUCAAUAUUGCAAUCUAAAACGGAAAAGUACCACCAAAAUCUAAUUAAGCUAAGCUCUUUUAAAGGUAAUCAUGAAUCUAGUUGAUGCCAACAUUAACAUUCACCAUUUUUUUCUUACCCAACUAGCAAGUGACUUAUUUCCAUGAAACAUGUUCUUAGAAGCAGCCAUUGGUGCAACCUCUCUGAAAUCAACCACUGUUGCUACUUCUCUGUUUUGUUCAGGAACUACUAUCAGCAUGAAACCACCACUGCGAGUGAUAAAUCAAUGCAGUUACAAUAUUUAGACAAUAUUGUAGUUACACACUGACAGAAAAUACAAUCAAACUAUGUGAGUAUACACAGUGUCACAUCAAUUGAUGUCAUUAUAUUCUAAUGGUAGUCAAAUAAGAAGGUCACGCUGGAUGUAUUCAAAUAAAAAACAACACAGACAUCACUACUGCGGAAUUGGGUACUGUGAUGAACAAUGAACAUUUAAACAAAGAGAACUUGAUUACAUAAUUAAGCUUAGUUUUGUUUUGAUUUAAAUAACAUACGUUUCUGUUCUGUUUCAUUCAUCGAGUUUUUUACGCCCCGUUUUCAUGUAAUAUUGUUCACAGUUUGAAUCAAUUACGUAGCUAGCCAUUCCUGUUUUUUAACAGGUUUCACAACUGUACACAUGAAUUGUACCCUUAUCAGAGAACGCCCCUUAAGUUUUUGUGGAGUUGGAGUUAGGAGAUCUACGGAGCAACAUUGGAGUUUUCAGAGCAGUUUUAUCUUUUUCGGAGUUACGUAAAGUUGGAGUUUCUUUGGCCCUUUAGACAGGAUCAGACGUAAGUUUUAGCUUAUUGUAUUUAGUUUUCAUUUUCCUUUCAAUUUUGCUUCUUUUGUAAUUAUUCUUAGCCCCUUUUUUGAUCUUGUACAUUAUAAUUUCCCCUUUUAGUUUUCACCGCAUGUGUACAAUAAUUCAGACGAGUUGGUGCUCAAAUUAAAUGCUGUCGAGUCGACUUGUGCUGUUGAAUUCUAUACUGUGGUUGACACUUCCCGAUCUCCAGCGCACAACAUCCCAUGUCUGCUGCACUGA
Molecule: messenger RNA, 2093 nt
Organism: Porites lobata
Lineage: Eukaryota; Metazoa; Cnidaria; Anthozoa; Scleractinia; Poritidae
Source: the annotation of a GenBank genome assembly